Closterium sp. Naga37s-1 is the source of this 3834-nucleotide messenger RNA. NCBI's taxonomy places the organism in Eukaryota, Viridiplantae, Streptophyta, Zygnematophyceae, Desmidiales, Closteriaceae. The record is from the annotation of a GenBank genome assembly.
AUGCGGGUCGCGACGUUCGAUUCCGAGCCGGAAGUUGCGGAGCUGUCGCUGGCGUUGGAGGAUGGCGUGACGAAGAACAGCAAGAAGGUCGCAACGAAGCUGGUGGAACGCGUGUUGAAAUUCCUAGAAAUGCCGUCGUCGGAGUCGGAUGUGCUUAAAGAGGAAGUGCAGCGGGAUCUGCUUGUAGCGGAGAAGGAGGAGCGGUGGAUGGACGUGGAUAAGCUAACGGAGUUAAAAACGCUCGUCAGCCUUGCGAGUAUUUCCAGUGAAGCGCCGAUCACGCAGACGUUUUCCCGCCUCGCGCUGCGGCUCCGGGAGGAGCUCGGGAUGGCGGUUCCGGAUAACUUUAAGUGCGCGAUGACGGGCGAGGUGAUGCGAGAUCCGGUUACCCUGGUCGAAACUGGCGACACGUACAAUCGCAACGCGAUCGAAAACUUUUUCGCGAAGGGGAAGCGCGUGUGUCCCAAGUCCGGGAAGCACCUCAAAAGCGUGGAGCUGGUCUGUAACGUGGAGAUCCGGAAGGGCAUAGAGGAGAGUUACGACACGCUGAACCGAAAGACGCUCGACGAAGCGUCGCGGAUAUUAAGAGACGGCAUGGAGCAACGAGCAUCGGAUGCCGCAGCAGCGGCGGAAGCGAGAGCAGCCGCGCUGGCCGCGGGGGGGGAAGCGGCGGAGGCGAUUCUGGCGGAGGAAGCGGCGAAGGCGGAGGAGGAGCGGAAGAAAGAGGAGGAGAAAAAAGCGGCGGCGAAGAAGAAAAAGAAAGGGCCGGAGCCGCCGCCGAAGGAGGAGCCGAAGGAGGCGAGCGGAGGGGAGAGGGAGGAGGAGGCGGUGGAGGCGAUGCAGCAGCUAUCGUCGCAGGAUAAGAAGUAUGCCGCGCAGCUCGCGGAGAUUGGUGCUGUGGUGCCGCUGGUGCGGCUGGUGACGGAGAGAGGCGCGGGGCCCGUGCGGGAGGGCACGGUGACGGUAUUGAGGAACAUCGCCAGCCUGGGAGAAGCAGAGGCCGUAAACAUCUAUAUCGGACGCGGGGGGCAUUCAGAGCCGGUGGGGGCGGUACGUCCACUCAAACACCGCCCCCACUUCUCCCCAUCCUUCCCCCCCGUCCCUUUCCCCCCACUUUCCCGUCUCCAGACAACUUUAUCGGACGCGGGGGGCAUUCCCCCAAUGAUCCACCUCAUCACGCACGAUACACCCGACGUGACUCCGGCCAUCCAGGUGGUAUUAGAGCUCUCGCGCUUCCCGGCGCUGCGGGGGGCGGUGACGGACGCGAUGGGGGUGGUGGAGAUGAUAAAGCUGCUCAACUGGCACCAGGAGGACGAGAAGGGCGCGCUGCUGGAGGCCGUGCUGGAGACGUACUGGCGCGACGACCCCUACGUCGCCAUUCAGAUGGCUUCUGUCGGCAUGUUCAAGCCGCUUGUGGUGCUGCUCGAACCAGAGAGGGAGGGUGCGUGGGGCGGGCAGCUGCGGGGGGCGGUGACGGACGCGAUGGGGGUGGUGGAGAUGAUAAAGCUGCUCAACUGGCACCAGGAGGACGAGAAGUGCGCGCUGCUGGAGGCCGUGCUGCAGACGUACUGGCGCGACGACCCCUACGUGGCCAUUCAGAUGGCGUCCGUUGGCAUGUUCAAGCCGCUCGUUGUGCUGCUCGAACCAGAGAGGGAGGGUGCGUGGGGCGGGCAGCUGCUGGGGGCGGUGACGGACGCGAUGGGGGUGGUGGAGAUGAUAAAGCUGCUCAACUGGCACCAGGAGGACGAGAAGUGCGCGCUGCUGGAGGCCGUGCUGGAGACGUACUGGCGCGACGACCCCUACGUCGCCAUUCAGAUGGCGUCCGUUGGCAUGUUCAAGCCGCUCGUUGUGCUGCUCGAACCAGGUGGGCUGUGGGUGUGUCGGAAGGAGGAAUGGGUCGCCAUUCAGAUGGUGGGACAGGCAGCGCGACGACCCCUACGUCGCCAUUCAGAUGGCGUCCGUUGGCAUGUUCAAGCCGCUCGUUGUGCUGCUCAAACCAGGAAUGGGUCGCCAUUCAGAUGGUGGGACAGGCAGCGCGACGACCCCUACGUCGCCAUUCAGAUGGCGUCCGUUGGCAUGUUCAAGCCGCUCGUUGUGCUGCUCAAACCAGGUAUCCCCUACGUCGCCAUUCAGAUGGCGUCCGUGGGCAUGUUCAAGCCCUCAUCGUCUCUCCCCCACUCGCCUAUCUUCUCCUCUCUCCCUCACUCCUCCCCUCCCGCCCUCCCCCCUCCAGAGAGCGACAUGGAAACCCGAAUGACGAUGGCAGACGGGGUCAUGACGUGGGGAGUCAACAAGGCCCACCGCGUCUCCCUCGUGCAGUGCGGGGUGCUUCCCCCCCUCGUCGCCCUGCUCAACGACGGGCCCCCAGAGGGCAAGGCCGCCGCCGCCAGAGCCAUAGAGCACCUCUCCCACACCGAUCUCAACCGCAUGGCUCUGGCCAAGGCGGGCGUGAUCCCCGCGCUCGUUAAAGCCCUCGCUCGCGGGUCGCCAGAGGUGAAGAAUGCCGCGCAGGCGACGCUCGCGAAUCUGGCAAUGGACGACCAGGAUUUGGACGCGCUGGACGAGGACGGGACGGCCGUUAGAUUGAUCACGAUGCUGCGGGCGGGCCCGCAGACGAACCGGGACUACGCGGUGAGAACGCUGGAGUGCAUGGCGAAGGAGAGCAAGUCCAUGCGGGCUGCGGUGAUGGAGGAUGAUGGGGCGGUUACCGCUAUUUUCGAGGUGUUACAGGAGAGUGCGUCGCACUUUGCGGCGGGGAGUUUGAGGUCGUCGGCGCUGCUGCUGCUGGGGCACCUUUGCCAGGAGCACAACGCAGCUGAGAUGAUGUGUGCUCCCCCAGAAGUAGUCAAGACUCUUGCUACUUUACUCGCUCGGCCGCUCCCCGGGGAGGAGCGGGAGGCGAUAGUGAUUGUGCUUGGGACGAUGGCGGGAAACAAGCAGAUGCGGCCGCUGGUGCGGGUAGAGGAGCAGGUGUUUACCCUCAUGCAGAAGUUUAUGAAUUUGAACCCGGGGGCGGGACCUGCCUCGUCGUCAGGUCCGGGGAGCUCCAAUGCUGCGAGCUCGGCUCGGUUGCAAGAGGCAAUCCUGUCUGGCUUGUCGAAGCUCGCCGAUCCGGAUGAUAUAGAAGCACAGCAGAUAGUGGCUCGGCUGGGGGUGAUUCAUUUGGCCGUGCAUUAUCUCAAGAUGGGGCCAGAUGUCAUGCGGAUCCCCUCUGCUGUGCUGCUAGGGAACCUCUCGCAUUCCACGCCGAAGCUGGUUGACCAAACCUCGCUCGACCGCAGGCUCGGCAAGGCCAUGACCUGGAAGCUCAACUUCUCCCGGUCCAACUCGAGAGCCUCGGCGAGCACCGGCGGGACAGGCUCGGGAGCCAGCCCUGUGACGACGGGAACAGACAAACUCCGAUCCUGCAAGGUGCACGGCGGGAAAUGCAGCCUGGAAUCCACGUUCUGCCUCGUCGAAGGCGACAUCGUCCCGAUCCUACUAGAGCUGGUUCGGCGGAGCGAGAAUCGGGUGGCGGAGGUGUGCCUAGCCUCGGUGGCGACCCUGCUGGAAGACGAAGGCGACCACGAGCGAGCAGCGGACCUCUUAGUCAAGCUAGACGUGAUUGAAGCGGCAGCGGGGGUGGUGGGGCGGACCAAGGAGCUGACCAAAUGGGCGGUGUUUAUCCUGGAGAAGGUGUUUGCGAUCAAGAAGUACCGGGCACCCAAGUACUCCCAGCCUGCAGUGACGGCGCUGGGGCGGUUCAUGACGACAGCCACGGGGCAGGGCAGGAAGACGGCCGCUGAGACGCUGAUGCGGUUGAAUAUUCUCCCCAAGGGGUCGUUUGACCUGUGA